This is a messenger RNA of Amoebophrya sp. A25, 2795 nucleotides long. The record is from the annotation of a GenBank genome assembly. NCBI's taxonomy places the organism in Eukaryota, Dinophyceae, Syndiniales, Amoebophryaceae.
GCCUUCCCUGGUUUGAAAAACAGCUUGCUAAUUAGGGAUUACAUCCUCCAACAGCCUUUGCUGAGGGACGUGGCGAUCGUGCUGAAGCUCUUUGUGAAAAAGAAUCACAUGCGGUAUCCUCGCGACCCUGGCUUUUUGAACAAUUACACUUACAUGCUGCUUCUCGUGCACUUUUUCGCUGUCAGGUUGGAUUUUUUGCUCUUACACAACCCUGAUACGGUUCACUUCCUGCCUUCGGUGCGGCACUUAGCAACGCACCUUGCUGCAGAGGAAAAACUAGCAACGUUGUUCUCAAAAGAAAGUGAGCCUGGCAGUGGCACUACACAUUCGAGACCAGGAACACAUUGGGACUCGAUUUUGUUCAGCGGAGACAGUUUUUUUCAGGGCGCUCAAUGGUUCGAAUCAGCUGUAAGUAAACGUAAAGAUGGAGUGUGGUCAACAGCACCAGAAGAGCGGGAUUUGUGCAGUAGGAGGAAACAUGUGCAGUUUAUCGUACCCACCGCACAAGUCCACGAGGUGUACAAAGGAGCUUACUUCGAAGCACAGCAUCAGGAGCAACAAGAGAAAGGGUCGUCCUCGACGUUGCCCUCGGGAGCCUCAACAGGGUUAGGACCCUGCCAGCGUCAUCGUGCGCGGCUGGUUCGGCUCGCAUUCGCGGAAUUUCUUCGUUGGUUAACUAAUUUCAUUCGCGACUCGUCCGCGGUCCGAGCCAUCAGCAUACGCCCUUCCCUGUUGAACCCGGAAAAAAUACAGACAGCUGCCGGCCGAUGGCCGGAAGUCUGGGAAGGACCUUUUGCGAGUUUAGCAGUAGAGGAUCCUUACGACGCGUCUCGGAGGCUUGUACUCCUAAAACCACACACUUUUGUACAGCGGAUCAGCUCCGCCUUACACCUGCUCGAUUAUGUGAAAGAACUGUUCCCUUUCCCGGGACAGCAACAGGAGCUAGCAGGGGUUCACCAGACUCUGGACGAGGGGGCUCGCCGUAAUCAAGAGAAUGAGCUGAAUCCUCGAAAUAUAUUGCGCACUUUGUUUAGCGAUGAAAAGUCGCUCUAUGAUCUUGCGCGACUACUUCUCCAGUUAUUGAUGUAAGUUGAAGAUUGGAGAUUUGUUGAAAUGAGAAGAGGUAUUCAUGGAUAACAAGGUACUUACACGUUUGUUGAACGCCCUUCCACCUGUUAGACAGGACGGGUGCAGAGGUGUCAUGACAUGACAUGCGUAUUCUCUUUAUUGAGUAGAAUUUCAAUAGCAAUGUUUUUUUUAGAAACAAGUCCUUCACGCCUUUUUUUACUCUAGUACCGUUUUCAAGCCGAUUCAUUUCUAGGAUUUCUCUACCUUAUUAAUUUGAAUCUUUUUUACACCAAUUCCUCACUCUAUCGCUAACUAGCUGGCAAAGGCAUCCUUUUUCAUCACAAUGAUAGAUUAUGUGAUGAAAGAGCGAGACCCGACUCGCACUUAACGCGCUGCUUUGGUUGCUCAGUUAAGUCCUUGCAACUUGUGGUGCAAUUUGUGCAGGUCCGGCGCCUAUGAACGAGCACUGAAGUUGUUUUUAACUGUGUGGGUCCGUUGCUUGCUACUGGGUACUUCGCGCAUUUCCCUCACGGCGGGAGGCUUAUAAAGAACAUCUUGAUACUACCAGUUCCAGCUUUCGAUCGUCAUCAUCUUGAUACUAACGCUUCUUGGUAAGUCACUUAGUUGUUGUAUCAUAAAUGAGAUUAUAAUGAGCUGGAGCUUCCUCUGAUGACCGAUUGCUAUGCAUGCAGCGCAUGCUCUGUCAUAGACAAGCAUAGGUGCCUGCAUCUUCUUGUCAGCGAAGUUACAAGAAGGUACGAAUUGUAUUUUUGAUGUGUGAUCUUAAUAUCCGGAGUCGGGGAACGAAUGACAAAGGCAUCAAUAGACUUAGCCUUAAACAUGAUCAUCAACAACAGCACUUCUUGCUGAGUAGAAGUCGACGAGAAACGACACUCAGUAGACAAGGACUGACUUGAACUCGUAUAGAAAGCAUGUAGUGAAGAAGUGCAAAGGAUAGAACGAAAGUAGUAGUGCAACGCCUCUAGAAUAGGCACAAUAAUCAGGAGUCACGAAAAUAGGUGCAACAAGGGAAAGAAGAAAUAGAAAAUCAUGCACCUUACUUAUAAUUAGAGAUGCUAGACCCGGUGAGUGGGUAGUACGUCAAUCGAUCAAAGACGGAAGUAGGCGGUGCUUCAGUGGCGGCGAUCGGUCUAGUGUACCUGAAAAAGUAGGGCUAGCGUAGCGCCACCAGCUCUAGGUCGUAGUUGUGUUUUUGGCUCUUCAGUACGUGGCCACUGAAGUCUGCUGGUGUGCCUAGUAGACCUACACCUAACCUAACCUAAUCACUCCAUCGCCAUCAUCAGCAUCAUCAUAAUGUAUUAACUCGAUUUAUGUCGCCGCUUACUGUAUGGAUAAAGAAUCGAUUGGAGUGGUAGUACCAUGAAUCUGUGGACUGUUCCUGAUGUCCCAGACUCGCGCUGGCUACCAGUAAUCCAUAAAGAUAUGCUUUCUUACAGAUAGUGAAUCUUGCGAAUUUCUUAAACGUCUGAAGAGAAUGUUGUAGAGCAAAGCUGUAGAGAGGCACCCGUCUACCUUGCUGUCUCGUAAAAAACUAACAUGCAUUUGACCGAAAAGGCUCUAGAUGUGGUGGAAACUACAACAAUGGAAGUAGUGAAAAAAUUGAUUAUAGAGGACGCUAGAAAUAGCGACAUCAUUACAAUCUCAAUCAAAUCUCAAUCAUGCUAGAACAAGUAGGAGAUCGCGCAUGUAUUCCCUAAAAGUUUCUC